Messenger RNA from Fraxinus pennsylvanica, 1866 nucleotides. Lineage: Eukaryota; Viridiplantae; Streptophyta; Magnoliopsida; Lamiales; Oleaceae. The record is from the annotation of a GenBank genome assembly.
AUGGACGCCGCACUGGAAGCUCACAACAGAGAGGCAUUCCGACAGGCCGUCGGUAAUACCCUCGAACGCCGUUUGUUUUACAUCCCUUCUUUCAAGAUCUACCGUGGCGUUGCUGGCCUCUACGAUUAUGGACCCCCCGGUUGCGCCGUUAAGUCUAACGUCCUCGCCUUCUGGCGUCAGCAUUUUGUCCUUCAAGAAAACAUGUUAGAAGUUGACUGCCCUUGUGUUACACCAGAGAUUGUGCUGAAGGCAUCGGGCCACGUUGAUAAGUUCACUGACCUCAUGGUUAAAGAUGAAAAAACUGGAACCUGUUACAGAGCAGAUCACCUGCUAAAGGAUUAUUGCAAAGAAAAGCUUGAGAAAGAUCCUAAUCUAAGUGCGGAGAAGGCAGCAGAAUUGAGGCAUGUGCUUGCUGUGUUGGAUGACCUCUCUGCUGAAGAGCUUGGUGCAAAGAUCAAGGAAUAUGGCAUUUCAGCUCCAGAUACGAAGAACCAUCUCUCUGACCCCUAUCCUUUCAAUCUCAUGUUUCAGACAUCAAUAGGCCCAUCUGGUUUGAGCCCUGGGUACAUGCGCCCUGAGACUGCUCAAGGUAUUUUUGUGAACUUCAAAGACUUGUACUACUAUAAUGGGAACAAGCUUCCUUUUGCAGCUGCACAGAUUGGUCAAGCUUUUAGAAACGAGAUCUCUCCACGCCAAGGUCUUUUAAGGGUCCGUGAAUUCACACUAGCAGAGAUUGAGCACUUUGUGGAUCCUGAGGACAAGUCACAUCCUAAAUUUUCUGAAGUUGCAGAGUUGGAAUUUUUUAUGUUCCCAAGAGAAGACCAGGUGUCCGGACAACAAGCAAGGAGAAUACCUAUUGGAGAAGCCGUUUCUCAGGGGAUUGUCAAUAAUGAAACACUGGGUUAUUUCAUUGGGAGAGUCUAUUUAUUUUUAACUCAACUUGGAAUUGACAAAGAUCGCUUACGAUUCCGCCAACAUCUGGCAAAUGAGAUGGCACACUAUGCUGCAGACUGUUGGGAUGCUGAAAUCGAAUGCUCUUAUGGUUGGAUUGAAUGCGUUGGUAUUGCCGACAGAUCUGCAUAUGAUUUACGUGCUCACACAGAUAAAAGUGGCGUUGCUCUGGUGGCUCAUGAAAAAUUUCUGGAACCCAAAGAAGUGGAGAAACUUGUUAUAGCUCCAGUGAAGAAAGAGCUGGGUCUUGCCUUCAAGGGUGACCAACGGAUGGUGGUUGAAGCACUGGAGGCCAUGGGGGAAAAGGAAGCUAUGGAAAUGAAAGCUAUUCUGGAAGAGAAGGGACAGGCGGAGUUUCAUGUCUGUACUCUUGACAAGGUUGUGACUAUAAUGAAGAACAUGUUGUCAAUCUCCAAAGAAAAGAAAAAGGAACAUCAAAGGGUUUUUACACCGUCAGUGAUUGAACCGUCAUUUGGUAUUGGAAGGAUUAUAUACUGUCUGUACGAGCAUUCUUUUUAUACCAGACCUAGUAGAGAUGGAGAUGAACAGUUGAAUGUCUUCCGUUUCCCUCCGCUUAUAGCACCCAUCAAAUGUACAGUAUUUCCUCUGGUACAGAAUGAACAAUAUGAGGAAGUUGCCAGAUUCAUUGCCAAGUCAUUGACUGCUGUUGGGAUCUCAUAUAAGAUUGACAUAACAGGUACAUCAAUAGGAAAGAGAUAUGCUCGAACAGAUGAACUUGGAGUGCCAUUUGCAAUUACAGUUGAUUCAAAAUCCUCAGUUACAGUCCGGGAAAGGGAUAGCAAGCAGCAGAUUCGAGUUAGUGUGGACGAGGUGGCAUCCGUAAUAAGGGAGGUGACUGACGGUGUGAGUACAUGGGCGGACGUGUUAUGGAGAUACCCGACUCAUUCGUCUUAA